AUGGCCUCCACUCCCGCCACAAAGGAAUCCCAGCCAUCGGUGGAUUUCCUUCACCACCCGUAUACCCGGGCCGCUCUUCCCUUCAUCAACGGUGGUCUGGCCGGUAUGACCGCCACCACCGUCGUCCAGCCCAUUGAUAUGAUCAAGGUGCGCCUGCAACUCGCCGGUGAGGGUGUGCGCACCGGUCCCAAGCCCUCGGCCUUUGGCGUCGCGCGCGACAUUAUCGCCACCGGAAAGGUUCUCGAUCUCUACACCGGUCUGUCCGCCGGUCUCCUGCGUCAGGCUGUCUACACCACCGCCCGUCUGGGUUUCUUCGACACCUUCAUAAAGUCUCUCAACAAGAACGCGGAAUCUGCGAACCGCAAGGUCACCUUUGCGGAGCGUGCCGGCGCCGGUCUGGCCGCCGGUGGUAUCGCCGCCAUGAUAGGCAACCCGGCCGACUUGGCCCUCAUCCGGAUGCAGUCCGACGGUCUCAAGCCCCCCGAGGCGCGCGCCAACUACCGUUCCGUGAUUGACGCGCUGGGUCGCAUCUCGAAGAGCGAAGGUGUUGCCGCCCUGUGGGCGGGUGCUCUCCCGACCGUCGUCCGUGCCAUGGCCCUCAACGUCGGACAGCUUACCUUCUUCGCCGAAUCCAAGGCCCAGCUCAAGGCGCACACCAGCCUGUCUCCCCAGAACCAGACCUUCGCCGCGUCCGCGAUCGCAGGUUUCUUCGCCAGUUUCCUGUCGCUGCCAUUCGAUUUCAUCAAGACACGUCUCCAGAAGCAGCAGAAGGACCCCAAGACGGGCCAGCUGCCCUACCGCGGCCUGGUCGACUGCGCCCGGAAGGUUGCGAAGGAGGAAGGAUUGUUGAGGUUCUACCGCGGAUUUGGCACAUACUAUGUGCGGAUCGCACCCCAUGCGUUAGUUGCCCCCACUCUCCGCGCCAUUGCUUAUCGCUGA
Messenger RNA from Aspergillus terreus NIH2624, 939 nucleotides. Its product is annotated as putative mitochondrial dicarboxylate carrier protein. Gene Ontology annotation, molecular function: oxoglutarate:malate antiporter activity. Lineage: Eukaryota; Fungi; Ascomycota; Eurotiomycetes; Eurotiales; Aspergillaceae. The transcript has a single exon. The record is from RefSeq and is a predicted model, not a curated record. The coding region runs from base 1 to 939 and encodes 312 amino acids. Gene Ontology annotation, biological process: transmembrane transport.